Sorghum bicolor (sorghum) is the source of this 936-nucleotide messenger RNA. RefSeq lists its product as uncharacterized. Lineage: Eukaryota; Viridiplantae; Streptophyta; Magnoliopsida; Poales; Poaceae. The transcript has a single exon. The record is from RefSeq and is a predicted model, not a curated record. The coding region runs from base 1 to 936 and encodes 311 amino acids.
AUGGCACCAAAAGACCCAUUGGGGUACACGGACACCACGUACCUGCCAUUUCCCACAAGAAAUAGAAAACCAGCUGUGGAUGAACAAUUCACUCGCUUUGUUGAGAUGAUCAAGAAGAUACAUAUAAGCGUUCCUUUGAUGGACGUUCUACAUGUACCUUCUUAUGCCAAGUACAUCAAGGAUACCAUCAACAACAAGCGCCCACUGCCAUCCACUGAAACAAUUAAGCUGACGGAAGAGUGUAGCGCUGCUAUACACAACUGUCUCCUGGAGAAGAGGAAGGACCCAGGGUGCCCUACAAUCACAUGCUCAAUCGGAACUCAGCGCUUUGAUCAUGCGCUAUGUGAUUUAGGUGCAAGCGUAAGUGUGAUGCCUAAAGUUGUCUUUGACCAGCUCAACUUCACUCAACUCAAGCCAACCACGAUGACUCUCCAACUGGCCGACUCAUCGGUCAGGCAUCCAAUGGGAAUAGCCGAAGAUGUACCAGUACAAAUCAGAGGAUUGUGUGUUCCCGUGGACUUUGUGGUGCUUGAUAUGGAGUUAACCAAGGAAUCACCAUUGAUCCUUGGGAGACCCUUCUUGAGCACCGCAAGAGCACAGAUUGAUGUGAAGGAAGGAAAGAUCAGUUUACAAAUCAAUGGGAAGGAGGAGAAGUUUGAGUUCAAACCAAGGAAUCAAGAGCAAUGCUCAAUGAUCCGGGUUAGAUAUGGACCAAAUAAACAGAUAAAAGAGGUGCAGAUACAGCCUGAAAUUAUUAAAGAGAGUCCCCUUCCACCAAAGAAGGUAUGGAAGGAGAUCCAAAAGGCCACCACACCACCAAAAAGCAAUCAGAUGAAGUGGAGGCCAAAGAAGGAACAAGCAUCUCCGUCCACUUCUCCUGGACAAGGAGAUCCAUCACCAAGCACGGGAGAAAAAGGUCUUGCUCACCAGACCUAA